Cinara cedri is the source of this 4113-nucleotide messenger RNA. The record is from the annotation of a GenBank genome assembly. NCBI's taxonomy places the organism in Eukaryota, Metazoa, Arthropoda, Insecta, Hemiptera, Aphididae.
AUGAUCAAACCGUUUUAUCACCUUUUACUUCUGUUUACAAUUGGGUUUCCCUUCGGAUUAACUAAAGAUAAUUUGUAAGUCAAUAUUAUGUUUUAUUUUGGAUGUCUUCCAUUUAUCAAUAUUAUAAACUGGAUAAAAAAUUGUUAAUUUACAUUCAUUUAGGUAAUUUAUUUAAUUUAUUUAUGGUAACUUGACUAAAACAAAAUGUUUUACAAAAUACAUAGGUAAUAGUGCAGUGCAAAUGAUUGUACUUAGUAGAAUAAGUAGUAUAAAUAUGAAACUAUUAUUGUUUUACUAUUUUGAUAAUGCCUAAUUGUCUAUUAUUAUUAUUUUUUUGACAUGGUCAAUGACUAUUGAGAGGGCCUAAAGCCUCCUAGACCUUCUCCUGGGUACGCCACUGCAACUUUAAGAUAACUGGGCUCAAUUAACUUGUGUAUAAUGUUUUUUUUGAUUAUCUUGAAAUUCAUUUAUAUUUGCUCUGACGCGUAGCAAGAAAGAGUAUUUUAGUUGUUGAAAGACUACUCUCUCGGUUGUAUUUAUGCCAAAAAUAAAUUGUACAUUAAAUGCUUAGGAUUCUUACAAAAUGUGUAGUCAGCUGAUUCUAAUUUCAUAUUUGAUGUUAUUAUUUAUCAGAAAGAUUGAAGAUAUUACAUAAUAUAUAAAUAUCAAAUACUUGAUAAUGGGAAUGAUAGUAGUUAAUGGUUAUAUUUUAUACGACUAUAACCUGUGGUAGCACCAGCUGAUGUUAGCAAUUUUUAUUGAUAAACGAUAUGAUGGACUGUAUUAAAAAGUAAAAUCUGCUGUCUACAAGUUUUAUUUAAAUAUAAACACCCCUUUAAAAAAUCCUGGCUACUUACUUGGAUUUUAAAAAUUCUAGUAGAUUGAAAACUCGUACAGAAUUAUGAACUUAUACCGUUAGAGAAAUAUUUAUUUUAAAAAAACCAUUUGAAUGAAAUCCAUUUUUUGUCUAGGGCACUACAAUAUUUGUUCUAAUAUUAAAAUAUUAUGGUUACUUUAUAUUCUUUCUUAAAUUUAUUUACCUAAAGAUAUUUGGAUUUCUCCCAAAAAUAAUCUUAGUUGCACAUUAUUAUAGGUAGGUAAGUAGGUACUUUACUAAUGUAUUUUAAACCCAUUCAAACUAUUAAUAGAAAUAUUAAAAGGUACUAUUUAUUGAUCUUCUCGUUUAAUACCAUAUAUUAUUUUUCGUUUUUAGACUAUUUCUAUAUGUUCAAUAAUGAUGAAUAUAACGUUACUCAACUUCGAAACAAUCGGUAAGUAAUAAUAAUAAUAGUUAAAAUACUUUGGCGGAUCCAAGGAGGAGGGGUCAUAUGGUACCCUCCUGAGUAAACAAAACAUUGCCUCCUAAAGCAGAAUUUAGACAUUUUAUACGAUCUUCUUAGCAACUAGACAACAUUUUUUUUUUCCGAAAAGAUACUUCACUUGAAAUCGGGAGCAAUAUUUCUAGCACAAAAAUAAAUUCGAAAAUAUCGAAAACAAUAAAACUUUUAUUACCAUACAUUUUUAUAUUUUUUCUUUACGUUUUUUUUGGUUAUUAUUAAAACUACAUUGAAAAUUAACAAAUACCCUUCUCAAUGCACCUAUUAGAUCAAAAAUGCUACAAUGCUAGCUCAAAAUUUAAAAUAAAUAUUUGAAUAAUACAAUUUUAAAAUUUUAAUAAUGUUUUGUAAAUUACAAAUUCAACUAUAGAAUAUGAAUGUGGAAUUUGGUACUGGAUACAUUUAAUUACUUCUUUCCCCACUCACUGAAUAAUUUCUGGAUCCGCCACUAUUAUAGUGUAUAAGUGUAUUUAUAAUACAUGACAAUAAUUAUUAAACAAUUAUACCUAGGUAUUGAUUAUCAUUUCAGUGCCAUGGAGUAUCUCUUUAGUGUUUUGUAUAUUGUUAAUCAUUAAUUGGGUCAUAGCAUAUAGCGGAGCAUACAAUGUAAGAAUAAUAAUAAUUAUCAGUGGUUGAAUUGGAUGGGGGAAGACCAGAGUGGACGGAGCCUCCUUUUGUUUGUUCAUAUAGAUUUCUAGUGUACUGAUAAAUAUACCCACUAAUACCCAUUAAUUUCAUUAACCUAGAAUCACUAGGAACACUUUCAUAAGAAGUGUUUGUAUUAGAUAAUUUUUUUUACUACUUGAGAUUAUUAUAGAAUUUGAUACAAUAAAGUGAACAAUUAAAAUUAAGUACAAUUAAGUACACAAUAAAAAUGCCUUAUCACUGAAGUAUUCAAACAUAUUUUUUUAUAGGAACCAAAAUAAUGUAAAUUUAUUCAAUAUAAUGUGAAAUGAAUAUCAACUCAUCUGCAGUUGACUGUCCAAUAUAACAUUUUUUUUCUACCUAUAUAAAUAUUCAUUACAAUACUAAUUAAUUAUUUAAUUUAUCUAUACUUUGUGUAUAAGAGGCGAAGGGGCGAUGUCUUCCUCUAGUCACUAUAACUUUUACCAAUAAAUAAUAAGGAACGAAUAUGGGUUUUCAAACUCAGUUCUCUCCCCUUCCCAAUUCGAGCACUUUUUAUUACAAAACUAAUUAUGAAUUAACUGAAUUGAUUUUAGGAAGUAGACAGAAUACUGGGAAUCGCUCAAAAAAUGUUGACGACUCUUUUUGGGACUUGGAUAAUUCUCUGCGUGUGCACUUUAUUUUCCAAUACAUCCAAGUAUCUACUCAUAUUAUUAUAUACUCUGAACAGAGCGAGGAAUGUAUUGGUUCUACUUUUUACUAUGAUAAUGUACUUUUUUAUUCUUCUUGUUUUUACUAUAAUAUCUGUUUAUUUCUGUGAGCAACUUUUCUACUAGAAAUCUUGACCCAAUAAAAAAAUAAUUCUUCAUUGAAUUUUGGAGCUAAAUAAUAAUUAGUAAAAAUUGGAAAAAAAUUGCAUAGUCAGAAGGACAAACAUUUAAUGUGUUAACAGGUUAACAGUUUUAUUGUUUUAAAUUUAUCCGAUUUUUGUUUUCUAUUUUCUAUCAAAAAUCUUGUUCAAAAUUUUAAGAGUAUUAUCUUUUCUGAAAGAAAAUUUUGUUUAUUUGAUGUGUAAGAAAGUUAUUUUUUGAUUUUCCAUAUUAUUCUGGCCCAACAAUAAUGCGUAAUAAUUUAUUAACGGUAUUCCAAAAAAUGUAAAACGUAACUUCGACUAGAACCGUUUUUCGAUUGGAGUAUUAUUUUUGUUGUAUACAAAUAUAAGUUAUACAAAUAAUACGUAGAUAUUAUACUUUUGACAAAUUUACUGUUGAGUAAUUAACAUUUGUGUAUUAGAUAUCUGUAUAAUUUUAAAACUACAAUUGAUAAUACUCAAAAAUAAAAAAAAAAAAUGUUAGUAACUGCAUAGUUCUAUUGCAGCUUUUAAUUAUCUUCAUAUUGCUUUUUAUAAUUUGAGAUUAUUGUAUUCAGCAUAUUAUUAUUUGGUUUUGAUUAUAUUUUCAUUCUAUUAACAUAGAUAUGUCUGCAUAGCAAAUCGUUGUCCGACCACCAUGUGGUUCAUGCCACAAUCCGAUUCUCAGUUUGAAAUAACAAUCAAUAUAAGACCCAAGGAUAACGACAAAGUUGCGUUUGUGUCAGAAGCAGAUGAUGUUUUUUCGGAAGACGAAAUGAAAAAAGACGAUAUUAACCAAACGAGACUCGACUGUGAACCACAAAAUAUACCAUUCAUGGAUUUUAACGACAAUUCCGCCUACAAAGCAAUGACCAUUUUUUUAAGAUUUUUCGUGGUGAUGAUGUUUGCAGGUAACAAAUUCAACGUGAAUUCAUUAUUUCGUUACUAGAUAUACAAUCGAAUUCAUAAUAAAAAAUGUACAGUUUUUCCCCAUUAUUAAGAAAACUACAAGGGAAAUAAAAAAAUGCCAGAUUUUGAAUCACCUAAGUAUUUGAAAUAAAUAACACUUUAAAAAAAACAAGACAAUAAUAAAAAACAAUGUUUUUUUUUAUUUAACCAUUACGAUGGUUUUAACUUUGUAAGUAAAAAAUAAUAUUUAUUAUACGCUUUUAUAAUAUAGGUUUGUUCACGUAUUCUUGGAUGGUUCUUAAAAAUUAUGAAGAAUGUGUUUGCCUAAAAAACGCUACUUCCGGAGGCAAUGUAACUGGAACUAGUGCAGGUCAAAUGCUGUUACACUGUUGA